AUGCCCGCGAACGAGGAAACCAUUGGCGAGUCGGUGCCUCAAACAGUGGAGAACUUCCUUGGACAGGAUGCUGGGACCACGAUGGGACAAAUGGGUGACAACUUACUGGAAAAAGUCUCUGGGAAUUCGGUGACCAUCCUCCAGAACAAUCUUGCUGGUACGUCUUUGGAUGACACUCGAAAGGAUGGUCCAGGGUUCAUUGACACCGAGGAUUGCUGCUACAAGAGCCUACCUGUACGUCAGCUGCACGAGAAGUUCAUGAGGAGUUUCGUUGAUCUGCUCCUGGAAGAAGCGAUUUUCAAGGGUACCUCUAGAGAGAAUCGAGUGGUGGAGUGGAUGGACCCAGCCUCCCUCCAUUCAGCCAUCGACCUGACGCUCACCGAUCAAGGAUGCUCUCACGAGAAACUCUUCACGUUGGCCAGCAACGUGAUCAAGUACAGCGUUAAAACGGGUCAUCCACGAUUCGUCAACCAGCUUUAUUCCAGCGUGGACCCGUACGGUCUCCUGGGACAAUGGCUGACAGACUCUCUGAAUCCUUCUGUGUACACAUAUGAGGUCUCCCCGGUGUUCUCUUUGAUGGAGGAAGAGCUGCUUAGGGAGAUGAGAAAGUUGGUCGGUUGGAAGGACGGCAGAGGUGAUGGCAUAUUCUGUCCAGGUGGUUCCAUCGCAAAUGGUUACGCCAUCAAUCUUGCUCGUCACUACAGGUUUCCUCAGUUAAAGGAGUCAGGUCUGUCCAACGCUGGCAGGCUGAUAGUCUUCACGUCUCAGGAUUCCCAUUAUUCUGUGAAGAAACUCAGUGCGUUCUUAGGAAUCGGGAACAGCAAUGUCUAUGAGGUGAAGACAGAUGCCAAGGGGAAGAUGUCCGUUGCAGACUUGGAGGCUCAGAUCCAAAGAGCUGUCAGCGAAGGUGCUACACCAUUGAUGGUCUCCGCCACAGCUGGAACAACUGUUCUGGGUGCUUACGAUCCACUGACAGACAUUGCAGCCAUCUGUGGGAAGUAUAACCUGUGGUUCCAUGUUGAUGCAGCUUGGGGUGGUGGAGCACUAGUGUCUAGAAGACACAGAUACCUGUUGGAUGGUGUCGAACUGGCAGACUCUGUCACGUGGAAUCCUCACAAGCUACUAGCUGCGCCACAACAGUGCUCAACCUUACUGGUACGCCAUGAGGGUCUUCUGCAGGCUGCGCAUGGCUCCAAUGCCAGCUACCUGUUCCAGCCGGACAAAUUUUAUGACACCUCGUACGACAGUGGGGAUAAACACGUGCAGUGCGGUCGAAGGGCGGACGUGCUGAAAUUUUGGUUCAUGUGGAAAGCGAAGGGCACUCAGGGUCUUGAGAGCCACGUGGAUCGCGUGUUCCAGUUGGCCAGGUAUUUCACUGAUCACAUGAAACACAGGGACGGUUUCGAGCUUCUUCUUGAACCGGAGUGCACCAAUGUCUGCUUCUGGUAUGUGCCACCUUCGAAACGCCACUUGAACGGCGAAGAGCUGUCGAAGGCGCUUCAGAAAAUUGGGCCGACGGUGAAGGAACGAAUGGUGAAGAAGGGAUCGAUGCUGAUCACUUAUCAACCGCUGAGGGAGCUACCGAACUUCUUCAGGCUUGUUCUGCAGAAUUCUGGACUGACGGAGGGUGAUAUGAGAUUCUUUGUAGAGGAGAUCGAGAGGCUUGGCAGUGAUUUGUAGAUGAGAAUUGUGUGAUGAUGUGCAUCUUGGCUAUU
Molecule: messenger RNA, 1715 nt
Organism: Dufourea novaeangliae
Lineage: Eukaryota; Metazoa; Arthropoda; Insecta; Hymenoptera; Halictidae
Gene: black
Product: cysteine sulfinic acid decarboxylase
Exons: 3
Coding region: 1-1680 (559 amino acids)
Biological process (GO): carboxylic acid metabolic process
Cellular component (GO): cytoplasm
Molecular function (GO): carboxy-lyase activity; pyridoxal phosphate binding
Source: RefSeq, a predicted model, not a curated record